Quercus lobata is the source of this 2493-nucleotide messenger RNA. RefSeq names its product Haloacid dehalogenase-like hydrolase (HAD) superfamily protein. The coding region runs from base 1477 to 2238 and encodes 253 amino acids. The record is from RefSeq and is a predicted model, not a curated record. The transcript has 4 exons. NCBI's taxonomy places the organism in Eukaryota, Viridiplantae, Streptophyta, Magnoliopsida, Fagales, Fagaceae.
UCUUUUUUCUCAAUCAAAUUCAAGUUCUCAUGCUCUUGAAAUUUAUGUGUAACAGCGUUUGUUUGAGCGAAAGUCACCCACUUUCUGAUCUUACAGUCACAUUUCUCUCUCUCUCGCUCUCUUUCUCUUCUCUUAUCUCAUUUCUGUCAGUGAUAUUUCGUUCUUUCUUUGAAAUGCUAUGGAAUUUGGAUCUGAACUGAUUGUUCUUAGCCUUUUGUUUCUCUGUAAUAGUGUGCCUUUUAUUUUGGGGUACUAGAAUACUUUUAUCGUUGUUGGCAAACCUGGCUAAGAACUAAGAAGUGAACUUUGGUAUCUACAUAGACUACAUUGUUUAGAAAAGUCUGAAACUUUGUUGAUAUUUUAUUGAUUUUUUGAUACUAUUGGAUGAUUUGGGUUUUCUUUGAAGAUGGGAAUGAUGGUUCUGUUUAAUUUAUUUGAUUUAGAUUUGUUGAAGCUUGAAAGAUGUUAUGUGUGUGCUAUUUUGGUACUCAACAGAUUGGUUAUGGUGACUUGGAUGUCACAAAAGUGUACUAGUUCAUUGGGUACAACCUUUUAGCACAAGGAUCUUAUCCGAGACUCUUUGAAAAGAUUAGCAAAGCAUGUUUUAUGAGGUCGAUGAGAGUUUGAUAUAGAAUUCUAACCUGAGGGCCGCCUUGUUCAUUGCAUUAUUCUUUUUGAUUAAUAUGGGUUACAUAGUCAUAACUCAUAAGUACAUUAUAGAACCACAUAGUUUUUAAAAUUUCUGCUUUUGCUUGGUAUUGAUUUCCCUAAUUAGCUAAGUUGAAAAUGAAGGGUUUCAUAGAUGAUUGGGCAAGAUGACAAUCUUAUUCUUUGGUAAACUAGACUUAUCUGUGCUUAUAAAAGGGUACAAGCGAAUUAGUGUUGCUGGCUUACAUGUGUUGGUUUUAUCCCUGUCUUGGAACUGUUAUAUAUGAAUAUGUCUUCAGUAAGUGAAAUUACUUAUUGUGCUAAAUAUAAAAAUUUGUCAUGACCAACAAUGUAAUUAUAUUUUUAUUCCUUUAUAACAAGAAAAAUGAUUUUAUUUCAAAAUGGUUGAUUAUUUACAAGUCUGGGGACUAUUAUUGGAAAAAUAUAUAGAUUCAAUACAUCUUCUAAAUAGUAGGUAGUGAAGUAACUAACAAGCAAAGGUCAGUGGUGAUAAAAAUAAAGGAACUCUAAUUAGUGUCAGAAACGGGUGCUGAAAUAAGAAGUUGGUGAAAGAAAGCGAUUAACCACAUUGAUGCAUCCUGUAAGGACCAAUGUUGAGGAACUGAAAGCAGCCCCACCCCAGGGGUCACUGCCCUUAUGUAGGAGAUUGGACUAGAAGGGAUUCUUGAAACUACUGAAGGAAUUUCUUGAUCCAUAGCACUGGUCUUCCUUCAUACCAUUUGCAAUAAGUGCUACACUGAAAGCUCAUUAAAAGACAAUUUUUUUGAUCGUUAUAUUUUUAGAAUUUGCUUCAAAGCUGCUGCUACAAUGUCAAUGUUGUCAAAAUUGCGUUGUAUCACUUUGGAUGUUACCGGUACCUUGAUAGCUUACAAGGGGCAACUUGGUGACUACUAUUGCAUGGCCGCCAAAUCUGUUGGGCUGCCAUGCCCUGACUACAAACGUAUGCAUGAGGGCUUCAAACUGGCAUAUAAAGACAUGGCCAGCACAUAUCCUUGUUUUGGGCAUGCAGCAAAAAUGCCCAACAUUGUUUGGUGGAAGACUUGUGUAAGAGACUCCUUUGUCAGGGCUGGAUAUGAAUAUGAUGAGGAGACAUUUGAGAAAAUUUUCAAACGCAUUUACGCAUCAUUUGGUUCAUCUGCUCCUUAUUCGAUCUUUCCAGACUCCCAACCAUUUCUCAGGUGGGUGCGUGAGCAAGGGCUUAAAGUUGGGAUUGUUAGUAAUGCGGAGUACCGGUAUCAGGACGUAAUUCUUCCAGCCUUGGGUUUGAACAAGGGAUCUGAAUGGGACUUUGGUGUCUUCUCUGGUAUUGAAGGUAUAGAGAAACCUGACCCAAGGAUUUAUGAGGUUGCCCUGGAGAGGGCUGGAAAUAUUGCACCAGAAGAAACCUUGCACAUUGGGGACAGCAUGCGCAAAGACUAUUUGCCAGCAAAGAGUGUGGGGAUGCAUGCAUUACUAUUAGACAGAUUCAAGACACCAGAUGCUAAGGAGUGGAGGCAAUCUGGUGCCAUUGUGCUUCCAGACUUGAUGGCAGUAAAAGAUUUGCUUACUUCAGAAAAUUCAACUUGCUGAGAGUCAUCUGCCUCUCCCAUUCAUGAUGUGCACGUACAAGUUCUUCCCCAUCAUGUAGUUUUGAGUUUAGUGACAAAUAUUUUUCAGCUGGUGUGCCCUCCAAAUUUUGUUUCUAUGGCAUGUUUUCACACACUACUAUCAAUUUUUCCCCCGCGGGGGGGUUGGGGUGGGGUUGAUGGGGGAGAAGCUAACACCAGCUGCAAAGUUAUAUAUUGAGCUCAAUCAUAAAAGACGAAAGAUUUUAUGUUUUCUACA